AUGGAAAAAGUAAAAAAUUGCCAUAACAAUAUAAAUAAUAGUAUAGACAAUUUUAAUUUUAUUAAUGAAUUCCUUGAGUUUAAAUGGAAUCCUACUGAUGAUGAGUCAGAUAGAAAAAAAAGGAACUAUCAUUCAAUAAGAUAUUCAUAUGUCACCUCACAUUCGUAUUUAAAAUCUAAAUAUGGAAAAAGGAAAACCACCAAAAUUGAAGAUUUUAUAAGCUGCUUACACGAGAAAAUUAAUACCGACGUAAAUUUUAAUAGGAGAACAAAAAAUAAUAAGAGACAAAAAGCCGUAAAAGAUGAGGUCUUGAAUGCUACCAAUAAGACUGUUAGCGCAAUGGGAGACGAUACGAAAGACGACGCUGAGCAGUCAGAAUAUGUAAUUAAAUGGAACAAGAUAAAACUAUUUUUGAUAUUAACAUUACUAUCUGAGAGAGGUGGACCAGAAUAUUGGUGUGAUGAUAGAUCGAUUGAAGAGGGAAGGCUUGAAGAUUUGGAACAAUCAAAGAAACAGCGUGAUAACAGCAGUAUACCAGGAAAAGAAGUUAGAAACUCAACUCUGGAGAGCAGUGAUUUGAUAGAUGAUAAACGGCGCUUAACCAAACACGGCAAUGACGGGGAAUUAGGAAAGCCAUCUUUGACCGAAUUAAUUAUUAAGAAGAAUAUUAAUAAAUCAUAUUCAGAGAACCCACUUAAGCCAACUGAUGUGAAUUAUGUGUUCAGUUCUAUUUGGGCUAAUUUUAUGGAAGGUUUAAUAAACCAUUACAUGGAAACAAGGAUUAUACCACAGGUGGAAAAGGAAAUAUCCUUCCAUUUAUUUAUGCCUAUGAUGGAAACCAUUGCAUACUAUAAGGAAUAUAGAAAUAAUGAAGAAGAAGAGGGUGAAGAUAACAUAAGUCAUGAUAAAAUUCCGAAUACAAUUUGUGAGAAGUUUAAACAAUUGGGGGAUUUAUAUAACUCUUUAAUUAACGAUGAACAAGAUUCUCAAUUGGACGACUUUGUUUAUUGUGCAGAAGAAUAUACAGAAACGAUUUAUAUUCCACACUUAAUAAACAUGUUAUUUGAAAACAUAGAGUUAGGGAAUCCUUGUGUUUGGGAGGUUCUUGAAGUUCUGGAACCCUUUUUUUAUUAUAUCGAGGAUUGUGCCGAAGAAGAUGAAGACUACCAAGCUAUGGAAAACUAUACAAAACAUACGAAGAAGGGGAAAAGCAAUAACACAAAAGAUUAUGGUAACACUUACAAUAAAAACAAUGGCGAGGGAGUAUUAGAUCCUAGACUUUACGCUAUUGAGAAAAUAUGUACAAUAGCUAACCAAGAGCAAUGGUUUUAG
This is a messenger RNA of Saccharomycodes ludwigii, 1332 nucleotides long. RefSeq names its product Aan1p (gene AAN1). Bases 1 to 1332 code for a protein of 443 amino acids. The record is from RefSeq and is a predicted model, not a curated record. The transcript has a single exon. NCBI's taxonomy places the organism in Eukaryota, Fungi, Ascomycota, Saccharomycetes, Saccharomycodales, Saccharomycodaceae.